Molecule: messenger RNA, 1125 nt
Organism: Yamadazyma jaroonii
Lineage: Eukaryota; Fungi; Ascomycota; Pichiomycetes; Serinales; Debaryomycetaceae
Source: the annotation of a GenBank genome assembly
AUGGGUAAAAACCAGGUACUCAAAAGUUUAAUGGAAAAAUCUGUGGCAACUAAUUUGAAUGCAACAUCAACUUUACCUUUAGACAUUAAAUCUAAAAAUGAAAUAUAUAAAGAAGUGGCUGAUAAUGGUAAAACUGGUAUGAGCUUGAAAUUAAGUCAAACUUAUGCCUACGCCAAAAUGUUGAUGAAGUUUUAUAAAUCCGGUGUGAGUAAUGUUUGGAAUAAUAAUAAACAGUAUAAAUUACUUAAGAACCAACAGUUCAAGAUUAAUCUGGUGGUUGGAGGUAAGGACACCGAUAUUAAACUCCCCAAUUUCGUCAAAUUGACUCAUCAUAUGUCACAAAUGUUGUUCAUCAAUAAAAUAGAGAAUGAAAGAGGUAAUUCUGGUAUUAAAGAUCAUUCUAAAGGUGAUUUUCAAAUAACUCCAAAACUUUUCAAUUUAUCUCGUGGUGAAUACCAGUUGAUUAAACGUACACCCAAAGAUUUCAUGAAAUUGCCAAUGUUUGCUAUAAUAUUUGCCAUCUUUGUGGAAAUGACACCUAUAAUAUGUUAUGCUAUACCUCAAGUAACUCCUUCAACUUGUGUAUUACCCUCAAUAGAACCCAGAAUCUGGAAUUCUGCUUAUAACAGAGAAAUUCAGAAAUCUGUUGAUGAAGAGAACUUAUUUUCUCAGUCCACGAAAACUGCUUAUAAUUUACCAUUAAAUCAAGUUCAAAAUCUUUGUAAAGCUUUAAAUUUGGUUUCAAAGUAUAUUCCAAGUAAGCUUUAUCCCGAAUCAGUUCUUCGUGACAGACUUCAAAACCAUUUCAAUUAUCUUUCAGUGGACAAUUACUAUUUAUCGGGAUUAAAUGGUAAUGGUAAUAUUAAUAACCUUUCAUUUCAAGAAUUAUUAAAUGCUUGUCUUGAACGUAAUUUGAUAAUCGAUUUGAAAGAAGAGAUGUCAAAGUUUGAUAAGAUUGACAAUGAAGUUGACAAACAAAAGAUUCAAAAUGAACUCAUGAUCGAUUUAAAGGGUAAAUUGACUCGAUUCAUCAUAGACUUUCAGAAUUCUAAUAUUGGUUAUUUGACCAUCACCAAUAAUUUACCACCAGUUGAUAGUUCUAAACUUCAACAAUAUAGGAAUUAA